AUGGAGAUCCAUGUAACAGCCCGAGGAUUCACGAUUUCGCAGCGACCCUACAUCCGAGAGCUUUUGCGAUUACACGAGGUUGGUAGUCAGAGGUUGGAUGUGGUGCCUGUGAACAAGGAGAUCGGAAGCUUCGAGGCAACCCCCGACGAGGGCGUGUUUUCCCAGGAGGAGUUGAAAUUCGCUCAGCAGUGUGCAGGUGAAAUUCUAUGGCUGAGUCAGCGGUCGAGACCAGAUCUCGGAUAUGUUGCCUCCCUGUUAUCCUCCUUGACAACAAAGGCUCCAAGGAGGGUGGCAGAAAUCACCAUGAAGGUACUUGGGUAUCUGCAGCGUACAAUGGAGCACGCUCUUUUCUUGGAGGCAGAUUCCACUGGAUUGGUGUCCUAUGCUGACAGCUCGUUUGCGCCAUCGGGAUCGAGGUCACAUACAGGGUGGGUGACAAUGCUGUUUGGGGCCCCGAUUAGUUGGAGGUCCAGUCGCCAGUCAACUACAUCACUGUCAACUGGUGAAGCAGAGCUUAAUGCAGCAGUGGAAGGAGCAUUGGCGCUGCUGAGCUCACAGGCCCUGCUAACUGAUGUGAUUGAGGUCCCCAUCGACUUGGUGUUGGAGACGGACUCAACUACGGCGCUGUCGCUGGCAGAAGGCUCGGGGUCGUGGAGGACAAGACACCUGAGAAUCAAGGCGAACUGGUUGUACGAGCAUAUAAGGGCGGGACAUCUGAAGAUGGUUCAUCGAAGUGGAGAGAUUCAGCCUGCCGAUGUUCUGACUAAGGCGAUGCCCUCGACGCGAAUGAUGCAGCUCAUGCAACUCUGGAAUCUGAAAAUGAGAGUGGAGGAGUUGGAAGAUGAGCUAGGUGCAGAAAUUGCGUCUACUACGAGCCCUGGCAUGAGAGUGCUCCUAGCAUUGAUGAUUUUGGCCCAGUCCAUUACGCCAAGUAGCUCGGAAAGGCUUGGUCAAGACAUUGCAACUCUGGAUGAGGUGGAGCCGCUCAAGAUUGAUCGGGGGUUAGCAACGUGGAUGGUUUUCUGGGGAAUGGUGUUUUUAGCUGUGGCAGCCUGGGAGCUACUUAAGUGGAUGGGAUGGCAGGCAUUUUUCCGCCUAUCACCAGGAGCUUCGUCCAGAAGAAUGCGUCGGCUGCAAAGGUUGAGGGAUGCAACUGCGCAAGCAAUAGCCGACGAGUUCAUGAGACGUGCGCAGGAACCGGAGAUGGAGCCAGAGCAAGUACCACAUGUCGAUUUUGGCCCGGCUUCGUCGUCAAGAAAUGGAAGAAGGGACGAGGUGCAAGCUCAUUCCAGGAGAACGAGCGUGGAAAGGCAGGUUCAAACUGCCCACCUGCUAUUACAAGGCCAGAUCCUCCGCCACAACAAGUGGUGA
Molecule: messenger RNA, 1371 nt
Organism: Symbiodinium natans
Lineage: Eukaryota; Dinophyceae; Suessiales; Symbiodiniaceae
Source: the annotation of a GenBank genome assembly